GCCGCGUCACUGCUGCGCGCCACGGGUCCGGGCGUGAUGGCGGCGCUGGGCGGGGACGGGCUGCGUCUACUGUCGGUGUCGCGGCCGGAGCGGCAGCCCGAGUCAGCCGCGCUGAGCGGCCCGGGCCCGGGGCUGUGCUGCUGGGUGUCCGUGUUCUCCUGCUUCAGCCUCGCCUGCUCCUACGUGGGCAGCCUCUACGUGUGGAAGAGCGAGCUGCCCAGGGACCACCCUGCCGUCAUCAAGCGGCGUUUCACCAGUGUCCUGGUAGUCUCCAGUCUCUCCCCUCUUUGCGUGCUACUCUGGAGGGAACUCACGGGCAUCCAGCCAGGCACAUCACUGCUCACCUUGAUGGGCUUCAGGCUGGAGGGCAUUUUCCCAGCAGCUCUGCUGCCCCUGCUGCUAACUAUGAUCCUUUUCCUGGGUCCACUGAUGCAGCUCUCUAUGGAUUGCCCGUGUGACCUGACAGAUGGGCUGAAGGUUGUCCUGGCCCCCCGUUCUUGGGCCCGCUGCCUCACAGACAUGCGCUGGCUACGAAACCAAGUCAUCGCACCCUUGACAGAGGAACUGGUAUUCCGGGCUUGUAUGCUGCCCAUGCUAGCACCAUGCACAGGUCUGGGCCCUGCUGUGUUUACCUGCCCACUUUUUUUUGGAGUUGCCCAUUUUCACCACAUUAUUGAGCAGCUGCGCUUCCGCCAAAGCAGUGUGGGGAGUAUCUUCUUGUCUGCAGCGUUCCAGUUCUCCUACACAGCUGUCUUCGGUGCUUACACGGCUUUCCUCUUCAUCCGCACAGGACACCUGAUAGGCCCGGUUCUCUGCCAUUCUUUCUGCAACUACAUGGGUUUCCCUGCUGUGUGUGCAGCCCUGGAGCAUCCACAGAAGUGGCCAUUGCUGGCAGGCUAUGCCCUUGGCGUGGGACUCUUCCUGCUUUUGCUUCAGCCCCUGACAGACCCCAAGCUCUAUGGCAGCCUUCCCCUCUGCGUGCUUUUGGAACGAACGGGGGCCUCAGAGACCUUACUGUGCUCCUGACCGUCACUCUUGUGUGCACUCAUGUGAACUCUGACGGGCUCUCCAGCUCCUCCUUGUCAAGGAAUACUGCAAGGGAGGGGCUGGCUGGGGUCCCCGAGAUCUCAGGAAUUUUUGUAGGGGAUUGAAGCCAGAGCUAGUUGAAUCCCAGGGACCAAGAGAAAGUUGCAGAUAUCCAAAGGGCGCAGCCCCUUUCAAAGGGGGAUUGAGCAGCAGGAAGUGGGGGGACAAGGGCAGACCCUAGGAGCUGUGCACUCCCUUUCUGGACUGCUGCUUCUCCAGCUCCUUUGCUGCCCACCCCCUUCUGAAAAGCUGCUCCAGUGGGUUUAUUUAUAAAACCCCUCCUCCCAACUUCCAGGGUUUUCUCAUUGUCUUUUUGCAUCAAGACUUUGUAUUGGGAUAUUAAAGAGAUUUAACUUGG
This is a messenger RNA of Psammomys obesus (fat sand rat), 1444 nucleotides long. It is a transcript of the gene Rce1, whose product is annotated as Ras converting CAAX endopeptidase 1. The transcript has 8 exons. The record is from RefSeq and is a predicted model, not a curated record. Lineage: Eukaryota; Metazoa; Chordata; Mammalia; Rodentia; Muridae. Gene Ontology annotation, cellular component: endoplasmic reticulum membrane. The coding region runs from base 37 to 1026 and encodes 329 amino acids. Gene Ontology annotation, molecular function: metalloendopeptidase activity. Gene Ontology annotation, biological process: CAAX-box protein processing.